Adineta ricciae is the source of this 483-nucleotide messenger RNA. The record is from the annotation of a GenBank genome assembly. Lineage: Eukaryota; Metazoa; Rotifera; Eurotatoria; Adinetida; Adinetidae.
AUGGAUUUAACAAUGGAUUUAUCAAUUCGUAAACAACCUCAACAACAAUCUCCAGUCGCUCCAUCACGACCCAUUCUCAAUCCAGCCGGACCUUCGAGUAUGUUACAAGGUUCAGCUGGUCGAAAUUCGCCACUCUUACCUCCACCAUCCUCAGCGACAGUAGCAGCAGCAGCAGCAGCAGCGCCUGUUGUAUCGCACAAUCCUGUUCAUCACCAACAAAUUAAGCAACAAUCCCACCAAUAUGUCCCAAUUCCUCCAGCUGUUCAACAACAGCUCACUCAAGCGCAGCAACAUCAGCAACGAAUUAUGCAACAAACCAAAUACGUUCAAUUACUCAACGUUAUCGAAGAAAUGGGUAAAGAUAUCAAGCCUACCUAUGCUGGAAGCAAAAACUCGGCUGAACGUUUAAGACGCGCUAUUGCAUCAGCUCGUGUUCUAGUUCGAGAAUGUCAACUUGAAUGUGAUCGCAAUAGCCGACCUUAA